AUGAACCUGGUGGGGACGUGGCUCACAGACAGGAUGGACCUACAGCUGCACGUCUACCAACUCAAAAUACUCAUCAGAAUCGUCAAGAAGAAGUACCGUGACUUCCGGCUGCAGGGCGUGCUGGACUCCACUCUCAACAGUAAGAUGUACGACACGGUGAGGAACCGGCUGACUCUGGAAGAAGCCACCGCCUCCGUGAGAGAAGGAGGGAUGCAGGGGAUCUCCAUGAAGGACAGCGACGAAGAGGACUGA
Molecule: messenger RNA, 252 nt
Organism: Knipowitschia caucasica
Lineage: Eukaryota; Metazoa; Chordata; Actinopteri; Gobiiformes; Gobiidae
Source: the annotation of a GenBank genome assembly